This is a messenger RNA of Prunus avium (sweet cherry), 1301 nucleotides long. Its product is annotated as alpha/beta-Hydrolases superfamily protein. Lineage: Eukaryota; Viridiplantae; Streptophyta; Magnoliopsida; Rosales; Rosaceae. The record is from RefSeq and is a predicted model, not a curated record.
CCCAUUUUAGCCUGAGCUCUGUUUCAUGCCUGAACCACAUAUCCCAAUUGGUGAUCUGUGUUAAUGGGCAAUGUAACGUCGGGUGUGGCUGCAAAGUUUGCAUUUUUCCCUCCAGACCCACCCACCUAUGAUGUGCACAAAGACGACGGUGGUAAGCUUGUGUUCUCGGGAGUUACAGCUGACAAGAACAUGGAAGUGCAUUUGCUUGAUACAAAAGCAGGGAACAAGAUCGUUGCCACGUUUUGGAGGCACCCUUUUGCCAGGUUCACGCUUCUCUACUCGCAUGGUAAUGCUGCUGACUUGGGUCAGAUGCACGAGCUCUUCAUUGAGCUCAGGGCUCACCUGCGUGUCAAUAUUAUGAGCUAUGACUAUUCAGGAUAUGGAGCAUCAGCUGGUAAGCCAUCUGAGUUCAACACAUAUUAUGACAUAGAAGCUGUGUACAAUUGUUUAAAGAACGACUACGAAAUAAGACAAGAGGAUUUGAUACUGUAUGGCCAAUCUGUUGGAAGCGGACCAACUCUGCACUUGGGUUCUCGCUUACAGAAACUGAGAGCCGUUGUUCUUCAUAGUGCCAUCCUGUCAGGCAUACGAGUCUUGUAUCCCGUCAAGUUGACGUUUUGGUUUGACAUUUUCAAAAAUAUAGACAAAAUACGGCACGUCGACUGUACGGUUUUAGUUAUACAUGGAACAGAUGAUGAAAUUGUUGAUUGGUCCCAUGGAAAGCGUUUAUGGGAACUUUCCAAGGAAAAGUAUGAUCCCUUAUGGGUCAAGGGUGGAGGCCACUGCAAUCUCGAAACAUAUCCUGAGUACAUUAAGCACUUACGCAAGUUCAUAAAUGCGAUGGAGAAACUUUCGCUCGGUAAACAAACGAAGAAACAACUCACUUCUAACCCAAGUAUCACAGAAGUAAAACACAACAAGUGCUUGAGAUUUGGAAAAAGAUAGCUGGUUUUCUUGAUAUCGCUUGAGAAAGUAGGGUAUGGAAACAGAUAGUUCCACUGCAUUGUCACCCUGUCUACACGAAUAGCUAUGAUUUCUUUGGCAGCAAGGUAGCUAUCCAGCCUGGUAUUUUUCUUGGUAGAGGAACAGAUAGGAGGAAUCAUACCUAGAAUGUUUGAUCCAGAUCUAGUUCAGUUCAGAUGACCAUUUUUUUGAGAUAGGGAAUGAACUUACGUGUACAAUUUCUAGAGGUUUGGUUCCUGAUCUGGGGUUUCUUGUAUAAUUUAAAGAACUGAGCUCUAUUUCUAUGUAAAGAAACUAUCAUCAAUUUCAGUAGAGAAAAUACAUGGGUUGCUUUGAUU